This is a messenger RNA of Manis javanica (Malayan pangolin), 2040 nucleotides long. The record is from RefSeq and is a predicted model, not a curated record. NCBI's taxonomy places the organism in Eukaryota, Metazoa, Chordata, Mammalia, Pholidota, Manidae.
AAAAAUAAUUUAAUAAUGAAUCCUGUCAUUUUUUUCCUCUUUCAGACAGAUGUAAUUGUUAAUUCUGUACAUCCAUGUGGUGGUCUUCGAGUUGGAACUGUGUCGAAAUCAAUUCUACAACAAGCAGGAGAUGAAAUAGAGUGGGAAUUCAGGAAAAAAAUGGCUAAGGUACCUCAAGAUUCACAGUUGAUCCUGGUCACAGAAGGAUUUAAAUUGCCCUGUGAAUAUGUAUUCCAUGUGUUGUGGCCUUCAGGAUAUCAUGAACUAAAUAUGAUACUGAAAAAUGUGAUGAAGAUGUGUUUGAAAAAAUGCCUGGAGCUAAAUAAAACUUCCAUUUCCUUUCCUGCCCUUGGGAUUGAAAGCUUUGGUAAAUGGAAGAGUACAGCAGCAGAGAUUAUGUUUGAUGAAGUUUUAAUAUUUGCCAAGCACCAUUUGAAAAAACAAUUAACUGUAAAGUUUGUGAUCUUUUCAGAAGAACUGGACACAUUUAAGGCUUUCAAAGCUAAAAUGGCAAACUGUAUGUCCAAGUUGCAGGAUUUCAACAAUGACAGUGUCUUUUCAGUCCCUGAGUGGACCAGAGAGGAAGAAAGAGAAAAUGGGCUUAAAGUUCGAUCUCCUGCCAUCAGCCUGAUGGGAUUCAACCUAGAAAGCAUGCGUGAGGCCCAAGUAUGGAUCCAAAAGAUACUGACACUCCAGGACCAACACAUCAUUGAGAAUAAUCAUAUCCUCUACCUGGGGAAAAAGGAACAUGAUAUUUUGCUUCAGCUUCAGAGAACUUCAAGCGUCUCUAUCUCAGAGAUCAUCAGUCCAGAAAAGGCAAUGCUAGAGAUUAAAGGAGCCCAGGGUGACCUCGUUCAAGUGGUUUUGAAUAUCGAGCAUAUGCUGUGUAAAGUUCAAGAGGAACUGGCAAGAGAAAAGGAGCAAGCCCUUUGGAGCUUGUCAGGACAGUGGACUGCUCAGCAACCAAAAAUCCAGGAUGAAAUGAAAGAAAAUACAUUUCUGAAACGCCUAAUGCUUUCAGCUCAAGAAAUUCAGGAUCAGAAGAAACAGUUUGAAAGCUGUGGUUUACAGGUUAUAAAGGUGGAGAAGAUAGAUAAUGCAGUUCUCAUGGCUGCCUUCCAAGGAAAGAAAAUAACGAUGGAAGAGAGAAUGCCUAGGGAACCUGUGAGCCACAGGUUGUUUCAGCAUGUCCCGUGGCAGUUCUGCAAAGUGGUAUGCAGAGUUGGCUUUCAAAGAAUGUACUCAGGGCCCUGCGACCCAAAAUAUGGAGCUGGCAUAUACUUCACCAAGAACCUCAUAAACCUAGCAUGCCAGGUGAAGAAAACACCUGCCACAGACAAGCUGAUCUAUGUGUUUGAGGCCGAAGUCCUCACAGGCUCCUUCUGUCAGGGUCAUCACUUAAAUAUUGUUCCCCCACCACUGAGUCCUGGAGUCAUAGAGAGCCAUGACAGCGUGGUCGACAAUGUCUCCAGCCCUGAAACCUUUGUUAUUUUUAGUAGCUUGCAGGCUGCACCCCUGUAUUUGUGGACUUGUGCCCAGGAUCAUGUACAGCCACAGGACUACUCAUCAGGACCAGUGAUGUCUCCAGAGCAGCGUUGGAGGAAAUUGUCAAGUGGCAGCCCUGUUGAUUAACCUCACAUGAUUUUAACCCCUGGCAUGUCCUUACUUUGGAGGAACCAACCAAGUAAUGACCAUCAACGACUCAGAGUGGUUGCAUAUGUCAAGUGGACCAGCAACAUACUGGCAUCUUAGUUUCUUUAUCUUUGUCUUCAUCUCCUGGGGGUGGAUGGGUAGAUAGCAACUAAAGCACUUUCAGAACCAUCCCCUUUCCUUCAAGUUGUCCUUUCAUUUCCUUUACUGUAGGUUACAGUGAAAACAUUUUACAUGUAAUGAAGAGGUUUUUCUAGUGCAUAAUCCAAGCCUUUUAUUUUCUAAAACAGUGAUAGUGUAACAUAUUAGAACAGCAGGAUGAUGUUAGAGUUUUCAGAGAAUCUUAUGUAGUGCUUUAGAUAUCAAAAUAAAUCACAUUUGUCUGAGUAA